Molecule: messenger RNA, 1254 nt
Organism: Capsicum annuum
Lineage: Eukaryota; Viridiplantae; Streptophyta; Magnoliopsida; Solanales; Solanaceae
Exons: 3
Coding region: 67-1254 (395 amino acids)
Source: RefSeq, a predicted model, not a curated record
UAUAAGCUCCCCGUGGUGACAAUUUUGCUAAUAGCUCGAGUCCCGUUUUGCCGCUCCCUGAAAGAUAUGGCUCAAUUUCAUUCCCGUGAAAAGUUCAAGAUGGUUACCAAACCCGACGAUUACCUGAAAUUGUGGUGGGUUUACAUGGGUCCAGAUGAGAGAAAAAUUAUUAGGACACACGUCGGGCACCUGUCUUCGUUGAUCGAAAUGGACGCUUGGCCUGAAAUUAUCCACGUGCUUACGACUUUUUGGGAUGAUCAGAAUAUGGUGUUUCGCUUUGGGGAUGUGGAAUUGACUCCUACCAUCGAAGAAGUGUUAAUUUGCUAUGAGAGUAUUGAAAUAUGUUUCAAGAGAAAGGAAAAACCUGAUAAGAACAUUUUAGUUCCUGCCGUGUGGGACCGUCAAACAAUCAAAGAGGCAUUUUUAACUGACGACGACACCUGGCUAGGGGAACGUGAUGGAGAAAAUAUCACUUUUCGGGAGUUGUAUCAUCGGUUUGGAAGAUUCAAUGCCUUCCACAAAUUUGGACAUAAAUUUGAGUCUGAAACAAAAUGGAAAGAGAUGAGAGCCUUUGCGUUUGCGGUAGGUCUACUCGGAACCAUGGUGUUCCCACAGGGGGAAAAUGGCACAAUUCAUCCAAGGGUUGUUACGGUGGCCCAUGCACUUUUCUUUGGAGUUGAUUACGAUUAUACCAAGGUAUUCCACAAUUUAGCUCCCAUGAUUGUCGCCGACAUAUAUCAAGCCUUGGGAAGGUUUCAAGUCGAAAGUCGUUUCUUUUCAAGGUUGCAACCUUAUAUUACAAUGGUGGAUGAUGAAGCAUUUGGUAAAGGAUUUGAGAACGGGAAAUACACCAUUCGAGGGGGCAAGUGGCCUUUCCUAGUGCUUCCCGGUCUCAGGGGGACCCGGCCCUACAAUCCUGGCAGAGUUCUUAGGCAAUUCGAGAUCAAGCAGGAGGCACCACAAAUAGAUUCCAUGCUUAGGUUUUUCACUGAAUACAAUGAAAGUGAGUCUCUACUAAAAGACGACAUGAUAAAUGGAUGGAGAAGAAGAAGGUGGACAGAAGUGACUUUCCAUAUAGAGCAUGACCCUGAAAUCAGCAAUACUUACAAGGAGUGGUUGAAAAAGAGUCUUGCCGGAGCAUUGAUUCCGGGACCAAAUGUGCCCACUGGGGUUGUGGAUGUAGAAUUCGAGCAUCAAAUUUGGCUCUACAGGCUACAAAAUGAGUUCCAGAAAAGUGAAAUCGCGCACCGGUAG